UCUGGUUAUACCUUCAGUAAAGCCGCAGCUAAAAAACUUUACUUUCAGAGUUGGUCCAUUUCACCAGGUUGAGUUCUCCAGUUGGUAUUUGAAAAUUAGGAGAUCCACCUGGUCAAGACCAAGUUCAGAGAUCUUUAGAGAUAAAGGAAACUUUGUCUAAGCCCAUUGAAAGAUGGAACAGAAAAGCCUCUUCACUCACAGAAAAGCAUUGGUGGUGAUGUGCAUUGCGGUAUUAUUGCUGACUCAGCAGGCACACGCCGGUCCGUUGGUAUCACAGGUCCGGUCCAGCUCUGACCAGAUUCCAAGUUUGAGGGGAGAACACACAGAGCACACCCUGAAGAGAUUUGCCCGAAUGACUCCACUGUGGAGGAUCAUGAGCAGCAAACCAUCUGGAGCUUUCUGCCAAAACAACUUUGAAUGUGCAACUGGACUGUGCAGGGAGGGCCGCUGUUCCACAAACCAACGCCCCUCAUCGGAGCCUGUGAAAUAUUAGAUCGUCCAGGACACAACCAGCGCGUUUACACUAGUGUUCGAUCACAAUGUUGAUGCCUCGUGAAAACCAGGAUACAAACUUUGUUUUUUAUCUUUAUUAUAUGAAUUUGUAUUUAUAACUAUCAGUAUGUUAUCUGCACAGCUACAUGCAUUUAUUACCAAUUUAGCUACCAGAAAAUGGGUAAAAACAGCCAUAGAUAUGCAAUUUUGUUUAAACAAUGGAAAGUAACCACAAUUACUUUAGUGCUUUGAUCUAAAAGUUGCCCACACCCAAAAGAAGAAAAGUCACAUCUUUUUUGGAUGUUCAGUUUUUUUGGCCUUGAACUUCAUUCUACAAAUGAUGUGAUGGAGUCUUAAAUGUACACAGCCUGCCUGAUAACAUGGGGUUUAUUGACAGUUCAGCUGUAGUCUUAUGAUAUGACAAUAAUGUUCCUUUUGAAAAAUAACAGCUGUAACUAUGUCACAUGAGGUACAAAUCUCACAACUCUUACUUCCUUUGUACAGAACUGGCUAAAAUUCUUUAUCUGUUGCUUUAUUCCAAUGACAGAUAAAGAGGGUAGCAGCAGGGACCUUGCUAAAAUGCAGAAAAUACUUUGUGCUAUCUAAGGGCCCCUUUACGACCUUCGCCCUGUUCCACAUCUUGUCAAAGGCUGCUGUCAGCAUGUUGUUUUAAAGAAAACAUGCAUUCCUUUAAUCUAGAGAAAGUCUAAGAUGCAGAUGAUAAACUACGUACAAAAAUGUGAUUAACAGACCAAAGACACACUCAACUGAUAUACUUUAAAAAAAAUACAGAUUUUUCUUCAAAACAGCACUCAAUCCUUAUUUAUACUCUAAAAGCAGAUGUGCCUUGCACUGUUGACAAAAGAAGACAAAGAGAGUAAAUAAUAGAGGGCAGAAGGAGCAAAAGUUACAAACAGACUGCAGAAAUCUGCUUACUGGACAUUUUCAAAAGACUCAUUUCAAAGGUUUUGUUUAAAAUUAACGAUGUGUUACAUGCAUCUAAUUUAUAGUAAUGGCUGACAACAACAAACUAUAUGAAGAAGUUAUUAAAGGAUAAUUAAUUUUGUUUAUAGCAUGAAAUCUCAUGCAUACAGUACACUACCUGUCAAAAGUUUUAGAACCCUUUUCUCAUUUAAUGGUUUUCUUUAUGUUUAUGACUAUUUACAUUGUACGUAGAUUCUCACUGAAGGCAUCAAAACUGUGAGUGAACACAUAUGGAAGUAUAUAGCAACAUUAAUUGUAAAUGAACUUAAAAAAUGUUUUAUAUUCCUUAAAGUAGCCGCCCUUUGCUGUAAUGACUGAAAUAAUAAACUUUGACCUUCUCUCAGUGAACCCAGAGGUUCCCCCUUGAAACCCCUUAAACUUGGAAUCUGAGAGUUCUUUCAAAACUCUUUGGAAAACCAUUUCAGGUGACCACCUGAUGAAGCUCAUGGAGAGCAAAGCAGUAAUCAAAGCAAAGGGUGGCUACUUGGAAGAAUCUAAAAUAUGAAAAUGUUUAAAGUUAUUUCACACUUUUUGUUUACCACAUAAUUCCAUGUGUGUUCAUUCUGAGUUUGGUUGCCUUUGGUGAGACUCUGCAAUUAAAAUACUCAGACCCAUUAAGUAAGAAAGUGUAUCCAAAACGUUUGACCGGUAGUGUAUUUAUUUGCUUUCUUUGUCUAAAUGUCAAACAAUGUUACAGUUUUUGCUUAGCUCUUGUUUUGGUUUACUCUAGAAUAAUUUAUCACCCUGAAUUGGUUUUCCAGCACUCAAUAUGGAACAGAUUCAUAACCACAAGCUGCACGGCCUUAAUAUUUGCACAUCUAUCCCCUAACAUUGCAAGGGUAUAGAGUCCUUAACACGCCUGCAGAGUUUACUACAUGCACAUGGCAGCCAGUGUCUAAAAGACUGCACUUUUAAAUACAAAAUAUCUUUGUACUGUAUGGUGUUACAAACAUGUAAAAGGUGGAGGAAAAGUCAAAUAAAAGCUUUAAAAAUGA
This is a messenger RNA of Girardinichthys multiradiatus, 2471 nucleotides long. It is a transcript of the gene leap2, whose product is annotated as liver-expressed antimicrobial peptide 2. The transcript has 3 exons. Lineage: Eukaryota; Metazoa; Chordata; Actinopteri; Cyprinodontiformes; Goodeidae. The record is from RefSeq and is a predicted model, not a curated record. Gene Ontology annotation, biological process: antimicrobial humoral immune response mediated by antimicrobial peptide; defense response to bacterium. The coding region runs from base 173 to 493 and encodes 106 amino acids.